This is a messenger RNA of Rhinichthys klamathensis goyatoka, 743 nucleotides long. RefSeq names its product peptidylprolyl isomerase C (gene ppic). Gene Ontology annotation, cellular component: intracellular membrane-bounded organelle. NCBI's taxonomy places the organism in Eukaryota, Metazoa, Chordata, Actinopteri, Cypriniformes, Leuciscidae. The transcript has 5 exons. Bases 50 to 676 code for a protein of 208 amino acids. The record is from RefSeq and is a predicted model, not a curated record. Gene Ontology annotation, molecular function: peptidyl-prolyl cis-trans isomerase activity. Gene Ontology annotation, biological process: protein peptidyl-prolyl isomerization; protein folding.
CUUCAGUCAAAAACGCGGAUCACAUUCAUAUUCAUAUUCAGACGCAGAUAUGGACCUGCUUCGGCUCUGGCGCGCGUUUACUCUCAUUUAUUUGCCGUUUUUAUGCAGCGCCAUUGAUUUUAAGACGCGGACGGGACCGCAAGUAACGGACAAGGUGUUUUUUGACAUCACUGUCGGAGGACACGAGGUUGGCAGGAUCGUGAUCGGUCUGUUCGGAGAACUCGCUCCUCUCACUGUGCAGAACUUCCUGACUCUCGCCACAGGAGAGAAGGGUUACGGGUAUAAAGACAGCAAGUUCCAUCGUGUGAUCAAGGACUUCAUGAUCCAGGGAGGAGAUUUCACAUCCGGCGACGGAACCGGUGGGAAGAGCAUCUACGGGAACACGUUUGCGGACGAGAGCUUCCGGCUCCGGCAUCUGGGCCCCGGAUGGGUCAGCAUGGCGAACGCCGGGCCCGACACCAACGGCUCGCAGUUCUUCAUCACGCUAGCCAGAGCGCCGUGGCUCGACGGCAAACACGUGGUGUUCGGGAAAGUCUUGGAGGGGAUGGCUGUGGUUCACACCAUUGAACUCCAGGACACGAACGAGAGUAACCUGCCGUACACCGAGUGUGUGAUCGUCAACAGCGGGAAGAUCGAGGUGAAGGAUCCGCUCGUGGUGGAAGUGGAGGGAUGGUGAACAUUACUGAUCUCACACACACACACACACUUCAUCUUCAUAUCUGUGUUGUGCUGUGAGUGUAUUG